AUGGGUAAAGCAGGAAAAUGGAUCCGGAACUUUUUGUUAGGCAAAAGGGAGGAGAAAGACAAGCACAAGAAAAGAGUGAAUUCAGUUGCCACAGAGGUCCUAGAGGAGCAUGAAAUUGAGCAAAUUCGUUUUAAGGCAAUCCUAGUAACAACUAGCAAGCAAGUCAAUGGAACAAUGCCGGUUGUUACAGCUCCUGUUUCACAAGCUAUAGGGCCCCUCAAAGAUGCUGCUGCCAUCAAAAUUCAGGCUGCAUUUCGUUCUUAUUUGGCAAGAAAAGCAUUGCGUGCUUUACGCGGACUAGUGAAGUUACAAGCAUUAGUAAGGGGUCACCUGGUCAGAAAACAAACUACUGCAGUUCUGAGGAGCAUGCACGCUUUGAUGACUAUCCAAGUUAGAGCUCGGUAUAGGAGAGUUCAGAUGGUUGAGGCCGGAGCAGAGCUUGCAACAAAAAGAUCAGGUCAUGGAGAAUCGGCUCGAAAUAGUACAGAUAGAAAGGAUGUAAAUGCUCAUGAGAUGAGGACAAGUAUGAAGAGCAAAAGCGGACCCUUACAUUAUUCACAAGCUGAAAGAAAGGAACUUGGAGUCAUCACCACAUAUCACUCUGGUCGGUUUCCAAUAAACAUGCAAGAAGAUCAGCCUGACCAGACAUGUUGUAGUCCACCGGCAACAGUGACCGAAACGAGCUCCACCAAUCUGUCCAAAACAAAACAAAUAAAACUGCAGGCAUCCACUGCUCCACUUUCUCAUGAAAAUCGAGGUUACAUGUCCAACACAGCAUCUUCAAAGGCAAAAGCAAGGUCACACAGUGAACCAAAGCAAAGGCCAAAAAAAUGGCGCCCCGUACAAAAAAACAAGCAAUCAACAUCAGUGCGAGGUGUAAACGUCGCCCUUGAAGUUCAGGAGCAAUAUAUGCCUUCACCUUCAGAAUUCGAUGAGCAAGAAAAUCAGCAUCCAUGGUUCAUCAAGCUUUUUCGAUCUGCAAAGCAAGUAGACGGUAGUCAUGCAGAUCAUUCGAGUGUAGCAACUUGCAAUUCCAACUUUGAGAAGACUUUAAAUCCAUUUGAGGUAUGUUCUAGGUAUUUGGCUAAUACUUCUAGGGGCUAG
This is a messenger RNA of Coffea eugenioides, 1104 nucleotides long. Its product is annotated as protein IQ-DOMAIN 14-like. The coding region runs from base 1 to 1104 and encodes 367 amino acids. The transcript is spliced from 4 exons. Lineage: Eukaryota; Viridiplantae; Streptophyta; Magnoliopsida; Gentianales; Rubiaceae. The record is from RefSeq and is a predicted model, not a curated record. Gene Ontology annotation, molecular function: protein binding.